AUGUCACUAUUAGAAGACUCAGCAGAGGAAAAUUCUGACACCACAAACAGAGAAGCCAGCAUGAAUUUUAACUCGGAUAAACAAGAGGUAGAAUCUCUAUCGUCAGCUGUAAAAGUUCAAAAUUCUAAGGAAGAAAACCAAGAGGAUUUUAAAGAUCUCUCAGAUUUCAAUGCUUCCGAGCGGGAAUUUGAAAAGAUUUCCUCAAAUGAUCUCUGAAGUGAGGAAAAUAAUCAAGACAAUGUCUUCUCUAGUGGAAAAUAUAUAAUGAAAGAAGUGAAUGAUCACCAAGCCGACAACUUCGACCUUCCAAUUUUAGAAAAUGAUGAAGCCAAAAAUGAGAAGACAUCUCUACAUAAUUAUAUCAAAAAUCAGAGAUCUCUGGAUGAAGAAGACCAAAUGGAAAAUAAAUCUAAGUCAAACUUCUUUGGAGAUAAUUCAGACCAAGAAAAUGGUUCUCAGGGUGAAGUUGAGAAAAGGAUCUAUGAUGAUCAAGCCUCUGAUACAAAAGAGGAGUCUAGCAAUAAUUUAAAGAUUAAUAAAUUCCAUAAAGCUGACCAUCAUUACUCCCUGAAGAUAGGAGUUCAGCAACUCAGAGAGUACAAUUUAGAUCCUCCAAAUUAGAGAUCGGGAUGGAAGCAACAUCAAAUUGAAGAUAGAGCCGGAAUUGAUCUCUCGACCAUUUGCUGAGGAGAAUACUCCCACACCCAAAAUAUCUCCUGCUAUACUUGCUGCAGAAAAUGACCAUGGUCCACUAAACACAGUAACUGAAGAUGAAGGAACAGAAGAAAAAUCUAACUUUUCCAGUCGACAAAGUUUCUUAGAAUCUAACGAGAAGUUCAGAGUAAAGGUAAAUAACAGCGAUGGCACCAGCAUUCAGCAAUCUGAGAAGAUAUCAACAAAGAAAAAGUCUCCUGACGCGAGUAAAUUUAGAAAAUAAUUCAUCUGACUCUAAAAAUCUUGAUCUGAAGUAUAAUCAGAAGGACUUAUUCCUCCUUACUUCAGGGAAAGAUUCUAAUUUUCCUCCUUCUGAGCAAAAAUAGCAUCAGAAAGUUAGAUGUUUCAGAUAUAUCAGAGUCUGAGAGACUUGAGAUUGAGAAGACAGUCUCUCAACUUAGCAGUCACUACGAAGACCAUGAUAAUGUUGUCCAUAUCACACAAAGCUCCGAAAGAAACAAAAAAUCUCGAACCUUCAAGACAAAGUUACAAAUGUGACAGAAAAACUUUCCUAAAGCCUUCAAGAUUAAACAGAACUUCUUUAAGUACAAGACUAUUGAGGUCCGGACUAGGCUUAACCAUUUAAAAGGAUCUGAGGCAGGUAGUAACCUCCUUCAGAUUACAGAAGAUGAGCCUAAAGAUGGUUUCAGAUCAUAUCUGAAAGCAAUUCAAACAGCUAGAAAGGCAAUUACCACUUUCCAAAAAUAGAGAAGUUUCGAAAGAGAAGUCAUUGACGAAUCUUCACAAAUUCGAAUCUCUGGCUUCUAAUUUUCCUUCUGCACAAAAAUCUCCUUUAAAGAAGUACAUGAAAUCAUCUGUCCAGGACUUGUUGAAGUCAAUUUCUCCAACUUUCUCUCCAGCAGGGAGAGCAAGAAGUCCAAGUCAGAUACAGGCAGCUAUUAAUCGUAGAAGGGUAAUCUCUGUUUAUUCAAGAAGCCAAAGAAGAAGGGUUCCUAUGAAAUUGAAACUAAAGCAAAAACCAAAGCUUCCAAUGUUUCAGUAG
Molecule: messenger RNA, 1717 nt
Organism: Moneuplotes crassus
Lineage: Eukaryota; Ciliophora; Spirotrichea; Euplotida; Euplotidae
Source: the annotation of a GenBank genome assembly